Messenger RNA from Caenorhabditis remanei, 945 nucleotides. RefSeq lists its product as uncharacterized. The record is from RefSeq and is a predicted model, not a curated record. Lineage: Eukaryota; Metazoa; Nematoda; Chromadorea; Rhabditida; Rhabditidae. Bases 1 to 945 code for a protein of 314 amino acids. The transcript has 7 exons.
AUGCGUCGGUCAUGUAAGCUUCUUUUGGCUUUCUUGUUAUUAGUGACAUUUGUUGAUUUAUUCAAAUUUUGGUGCUCGGAGGACUACAAGGACUGGGUCGAAGCUGAACAAGACGAAAUUGACUUGAAAUCUGUAUUCAAAAGAUUCGAUACUCAAGAUGUUUUCACUCGAUGGCAUACAUGUAUCACAGAGAAUUUGUUGUGGAUUGAUAAUCCUGAGAAGUUCUGGGAUGACUUUAUGUUUGCCUCAAAACGGUGUGAUCUACGUGCUAAUGUUCAACAAAUUGGGAUUGUCACUUUGAAAAAUUCGGACGAAAUGAAACAUGUCAUAUUCCCAAAAAUUUACAACUUCGGUCCGCACAACUUGUUUUCCAUUGGAAUCGGAAGAGACAUUCAAGCAGAAAGACAAUUCAGACGAAAAAUGAAAAAGCUGGGAAACAAUGUAACAUUCUAUGGAGCAGAUCCAGUCAGUUACAUAAAUGAUGAUCUUUAUUCUCAAAUUGGAACUUAUUUCCCUCUUGCAAUUGGCUCUCAUAGCGGAAUUUCAAAUGCUAUGGUUAUGAUUGAAGAUGGUGGCUACAGUAAGAAGAGUAUGAUCCACGUCGACAUUUUGUACUUUUUCAAAAAUCUUCUGAAUGUUACGAAAAUUGACAACAUGUGGUUUGAUGCAGAAGGUGCUGAAUUUGGUGACGGAUUCUUUGAUAUAUUCUACAGAAAUGGAAGAUUCGAUCAGAAUGGAAUUGACAUUUGUCAGAUUAACAUUGAGAUGCACAAACAUCAAGACUAUCCAGAGAGAAAAACACAAUUCAUGGAGUUCGUGAAACGUUUGAUAAGGGAGAAGAGAUUCGGUAUCUUUGCUGGAGAUCAAUACAUCCAUAACCGAAUGUUUUUAUUCAAUUUUGAAAGUCAGUACUGCUUGAGAAAGUUUUUGAAUAAAUUCGGAUAG